This is a messenger RNA of Corticium candelabrum, 5510 nucleotides long. RefSeq lists its product as uncharacterized. Lineage: Eukaryota; Metazoa; Porifera; Homoscleromorpha; Homosclerophorida; Plakinidae. The record is from RefSeq and is a predicted model, not a curated record. The transcript has 18 exons. Gene Ontology annotation, molecular function: ATP binding; protein kinase activity; nucleic acid binding. Bases 3 to 5369 code for a protein of 1788 amino acids. Gene Ontology annotation, biological process: protein phosphorylation.
UCAUGUUUUUCGGUGCGUCAUACAUGUUGUUUUUAGUGAUUUCUCUUACUCUUCAAGCUUCGUCUGACGCUACAAGUUGUUUAUCGGGAUGGAGUCUCAAUGAAAAUAGUUGCUAUCGCCAUUUUUCUACUAAGAAGACUUGGGAUGAUGCUGAAGCCGAUUGUGUAACUACAGGCGGCGGACAUCUCGUAUCCAUCACGUCGAACAUUGAGAACAGUUUUGUUUAUAACUUGUCAGGAAAUACAGGAGGAUACAACGUUUGGAUUGGAUUGAAUGACAAAAUUGUGGAGAACUCGUUCGUAUGGAGUGAUGGUACGACUUGUUUAUACAGACAAUGGUCUGGCAAUCAAGCUAGCAACGUUAGCUCAGAAAAUUGCACUAUACUGAAAAGGGCAAACGGUCGGUGGAAUGAUAAGGAAUGUAAUACCAAGUACUACUACGUUUGUGAAACUUCAACGCUGACCACCCAUCCUCCACCUCUUACUUCUGCGUCAUCAAUGCAAUGUCAGUCAGGCUGGACUCGUCGUGGACUGAGCUGUUAUCUUCUCGUUACGAUGCCUAGAACUUGGGAUGCGGCUGAAGAGGACUGCAAUAACAGAGGAGGACAUCUCGCGUCUAUCACAUUUGCGAAAGAGAACUGUUUGGUCUUAAGCUUAAGAGGAAUAUCCAGAUUAGAAAGCAAUGACGCAUGGAUUGGCUUGAAUGACAAAGACGUUGAGAACACAUUUGUAUGGAUCAAUGGCGAACAAAGCACAUUUGCAAAUUGGGAUAAUUCAGUUAACGAGCCCAAUGGUAAUGGUGAUUGUAUAAGGAUGGUAUAUGAUGGAACAUGGAGAGACAUAGCAUGUACAAGAAAAUUUCCGUACAUUUGCAAGUAUAACCUAAUGCCCUCUACAACGCAGACACCGACAACUGUGCAAGCUACAACAAUACCUUAUACGUCAGCAAGUGCAACUACCAAGACUUCUAGUACAAACUCUUCUACUGCAUCAGGUUUGUCCAUCACACUUCCAACCACAAUUGCAGCCACUGAGGAUCGUUCUACUAUCAGAAAUCCCACUGCGUCUGCCUCAACUACAACGCAAUCGACGUCAUUAGCGACGACUGUUGUAUCACCGACUACUGCUGAAGGCAGUACUCGAUUGCCUACUAGGACUUCCACGUCUGUGUCAAUUGCAACUCGAUCUACAUCAACUUCUUCAUGGCCAAACACUGUUAAAGUCAACACUCAACUGUCCACCACAACUUCUACGCGCGCGUCAUCGAAAGAGGCUACAACAUCGGCAACCCGUAUGUCAACAACACCUACUGCUCGCGCUAACGACCGUCUUUCUACACUGAUGGGCUCAACAAUUUUUUCUGUCUUGCCUCGUGAUUCUACAAAAGCGAUGGUCACAAAAUCUGCAUUCACGUCACAAAUUCGCACAACACAAAUUUCUAGGUCUAGCAAUUCCAGACAAGUAACAACUCGUGAGGCAACGACACUAAUGGCAACAGACUUGGAUACAAUAGCUCAUGAAACAAAAUCGAGUUCUUCGAACCAUACAACAUACACAGCAGUUGGUGCAGCCAUCGGAGUUUUUGUUGUAAUUGCGGCUAUAAUCUCCGUAUUUAUUGUCCGGAGAAGAAGAGCAAGAAAGUCGGAUUUUAACAAAACAAUUCGAUCACAUGCGGCAGGCUCUAAAUGUGGGUCAGCAUAUGACGCAGGGUUUACCGGUACGGCAACUAUCUCAAAUAGGCGACAUGAAAAGAGCAACAAUUUGUGCGAUGGAAAAAUAUUGAAGAAAAAGAAGAAAAAGGGUCUUUACUCAAUGGAUGUAGAAACAUCAGACGAUCUGCAGUUGAAUUCACUCUAUAGCCGCAUGGCGUUCCGUAAUCGCAUGACUGAAAAUCUUGCAAUGGCUGCGUCUCAUAAAGAUUCUAGAGCUGACAAGAUGAAUGUACUUUAUGAAUCAGCAGCUCGGCGAGAGGAAACUGCGGCAAGUGAGUCAGAGAACUUCAUUUACAACAUCCACAUACGAUUCUUUCACCAGCCGCGCUAUUAUUACUACUACUACGCGACUUUAAUCCGUGUUUCAGACUUCAAUCGGCUGUUUCGCCGCAAAGGCAAGAAAGUUCUUUUGUUGAUAGACAGCUGUCCAGCACACAAGUGUGAAGCAAUUCAAGACAGCCUUGGUCAUGUCAAUGUUGUGUUUCUCCCUCCCAACACGACCAGCAUUAUUCAGCCAUGUGAUGCUGGCAUUAUUAACGCAUUCAAGCUGAACUACCGCCGCCUGAUGCUGAGGAAAGUUGGCGGGCUAGUUGAUAAUCCCACCAUUGAAAAGCUGGACACUAAGGCCCUGAAGAAGAACAUCAGCAUGCUCUACUGCCUCCAGUAUGUAAAAGAUGCUUGGCAGUCUGUGACAGAGACCACUGUUCAGAAUUGCUGGAGGAAGGCUGGGUUCUCUGCUGAGAUGCAAGCCACUGAGGACAACACUGUCCCUGAAGUCCAGUCUGAGCUUGCCCAGAACAUCCAAGAACUUUCAGAACUUGACAAGGAUGCACCCGUCUACAUGCAGCCAUCUGAAACGCAGAGCAAAUUGUGCAGAAAUUCAAGAUGCAGACUUGAACAAGUUAAACCACAUACAAGAAUAGCACUAUACAUGCCGCAAUGGGUUUGUCUUGAGACUGUGACAACGUUUUUGAGUGUCGAUGUAGAAUACUUAAAUCGUGGUGUUGCAUACUGUGCAGACGGUUUCUACUUUGUUGAUCUGCUUUUGAUCGAGACAUCUAUGUACAAUAUUAGCAUCAAAGAGAAAAAUUGGAAUGAUGCUGAAGCUAAUUGUGUUACGAAAAGCGGGCAUCUCGUAUCCAUCACGUCGAACAUUGAGAACAGUUUUGUCUAUAAGUUGGCAAAAGAGAGUGGAAAGGACGUUUGGAUUGGAUUGAAAAUUGUGAAGAACUCGUUCGUAUGGAGUGAUGGUACGACUUGUUUAUACAGACAAUGGGAUAAAAAUCAGCCCAGUCGUAGUACAUCAGGUUGCACGAAGGUGACAAAAGGAAAUGGUCUGUGGAAUGAUAAGGAUUGUUCUGACAAGAGGUUCUACGUUUGUGAAAGUCCAACGCUGACUACACAUCCUCCGGCUCUUACUAAUGAGUCAUUGAUGCAAUGUCAGUCAGACUGGACUCGUAGUGGAAUGAGUUGUUACCUUUUCAUUGCAAUUCCCAAAAGUUGGGAUAAGGCAGAAAAGGACUGCAAUAACAAAGGAGGACAUCUCACGUCUAUCAUAUCUGCAAACGAGAAUUGUUUGGUUUUAAGUUUGAGAGCAACAUUCAAUUCAUUAAGCAACGACGCAUGGAUGGGCUUGAAUGACAAAGACGUUGAGAACACUUUUGUAUGGAUCGAUGGCGAGCAAAGCACAUUUACAAAUUGGGAUAAUUCAAUUAACGAGCCCGAUGGUAGUGGUGACUGUGUGAGGAUGGUAUAUGAUGGAACAUGGAGAGACAAAGAAUGUACAAAAAUAUAUCCGUACAUUUGUAAAUACAAUCUCAUGCCUUCUACAACGCAGACACCGAUAACUUUGCCAGCAAAAACAAUAUCCUACACGUCAGCAGGUGCAACUACCACAACUACUAUCAAGUCUUCUAGUGCAAACUUUCCUUCUACAGCUUCGUCUACCACACUUCCAACCACAGUUGCAGCCACUACGGAUCAUCCUACGACUAAAAGACCCACGACGCCUUUGGAAAUCACAACACAACUUACGUCAGCAUCAGCAACUGUUUCAAAAACUGCCAAAAGCAGCACACAGUUGCCUACAACAGUGUCGACAUCUGAGUCGAUUACAAAACGAUCUACUUUAAUGCCAAAAUCUAGCUCAUCGCCGACGACUGCUGUCGCCAGCACACAACCUUUUACCACGAUUACAAUGUUUGCCUCAUCAAAAAUUGUUACACAAUUAGAUGCAUCUACAAAUCGUGUAUCAACAACAGUUACUGCUCGUGCUAACAAGAAUCUUUCUACAUCAUUUGUAUCAACACCUCUAUUAGUUUCAACAAGCAGCUCUGCACAAAGCUCGACUACAAAACCUACUUUCGCGUCACACUCAACACAAACUUCUCGUUUUGUCAAUUUUACACACUCAGUGUUAGCAACUCUUCGUGAUGACGAAACUCCAACAACAACAACAACAACAACAACAACAACAAAAACAACAACAAACCAGACAACAGAAGGAAACAAAGCAAAAUCGAGUUCUUUAAACAUCACAAUGUACGCUGCAAUUGCUUCUGCAGUUGCCGUUAUUGUUUUAGUCGCGUUUGCAAUUUGUGGAUUUCUUCUCUGCAGAAGAAGAGCAAACAAGCUGGCGCUGGCAGAAAGCUCGUCUGCAAGCGGCGUUGCCGGCAAUUCUACAAUUUCGGGCGUCCGCUUUACUAUGCAGGGAUCAAGGUACGUUGACUGUGAGCCUACAACAGCGAUAAUGCACAAACCAGCACAAGCACGUAUUCAAAAUGCAAGCAAAUCUGCUCUUGAUAGUACAACGGUAGGCGCUCAUUUCACGAGACGCGGAUCAACAAUGGAGGUUGAAGUUUACUGUGAGCCUAUAAAAGCUACGGGAAAGGAACCAACACAGACACCAAUCGGAUCACCCGAAGAUGAAAGUGGAUAUCUCGUGCCUUCUUCUUUCACAGAAAAGAUGCAGUUAUGCGAUCAACCGACGAGCAAUCGCGUUCUUAAACCGCAACGUGGUUUUAGAAACAUUGUAUAUGACGUCGACACAGCUCCAGAGACAACGUCAAGGAAGCAAAACGCAUAUACUGCUUCGUUGAAAUCAGACGCUGAUGAUAAAUAUUGGGAACCGGCCUCUACGGAAAAGGAACUAUACGGGCAACUUGAGAGGCGGCGCUUCAGACACAUCGACAGACGUAACCUCAUCGACAGAAAAGAGAUCGGAUCAGGGGAAUUUGGGGUGGUAGAGAAGGCAGUGUGGCGUGUGAAUGAUAGAGAGAAGUUAGCAGUGGCGGUCAAGACUCUGACGAGUGAAGCUGAUGUUAAUGAUCGCGUCAAGUUUCUUCGCGAAGCAGCGAUUAAUGGUCAAUUUCGUCAUCGAAACGUUGUUCGUCUUCACGGUGUUGUCACUAUUGGAUCUCCUAUCAUGCUGGUUUUGGAAUACAUGCAGAAUGGUGAUUUGAAAAACUACCUUGUAAAUCAAAGCUCAGAUGGCAAAUGUUGUUUUCCCGGAUUCGACAAAACGCUGCUGAACAUGUGCCGUGGUAUCGCAAGUGGAAUGGACUAUCUUUCACGCAAGUUGUUUGUUCACAGAGUCAGUGUUGAUCUAUUAGAGAACUGCUCUUUUGGAAUUCUAGUAACGAAUCUGAUUUUCGUAUAGGAUUUAGCUGUAAGAAACAUUUUGUUGGACAAGCAGCUGACGUGCAAGAUUGCAGAUUUUGGCUUGGCACGUGACGUGUCUGACGACAACUAUUACGUUACUAAAGGUGGAAAAGUUCCAAUAAGGUGGUGUGCCCCUGAG